Messenger RNA from Phasianus colchicus (ring-necked pheasant), 8273 nucleotides. It is a transcript of the gene NEIL3, whose product is annotated as nei like DNA glycosylase 3. Gene Ontology annotation, cellular component: nucleus. Gene Ontology annotation, biological process: base-excision repair. Gene Ontology annotation, molecular function: DNA N-glycosylase activity; damaged DNA binding; zinc ion binding. The record is from RefSeq and is a predicted model, not a curated record. Lineage: Eukaryota; Metazoa; Chordata; Aves; Galliformes; Phasianidae.
CAUCCCUAGCGCAGCCGCGUUCUCCCUCGGCGCUCACCAGGGCAGCCCGGCAGCUCCACCCCACAGCGAGCGGGAGAUUUGAAGGGAAGAGGCGGCUCCAUGGUGGAGGGCCCGUGCUGCGCGCUGUUCGCGGAGCGGCUGCGGGCGCGAGUGCGCCGGGGCCAGGCGGUGCGCAGCGCGCGGGGCAGCGCUCUGCCGGCUGGGGCUCGCGCUGCGACUGCUGCAAGUGAGGAGAGAACCACUAGUCAUGAUUUCCUUACUGGACAAGUUUUCAGGGGUGUGGAAACAUUGGGAAAGGAAUUUUUUAUGUAUUUUGAUCAAAAAGCCUUGAGGAUUCACUUUGGUAUGAACGGUUCCAUGCGCAUUAAUCCUGAUGGAAGUAAAGACAGAAAUGGAGCAUUACCAGUUUUGGAGAUACAGCUUAUAAAAGAUACUAUUUGUUUCUUUGAGGUGACAGUAGAAUAUAGAAAUGUAGCAGAGUGUGAGCAGAAAGUGAGAAUGAUGGAAAGCUUGGAUGUCUGCUCUCCAAAGUUUAGCUUUUUAAGAGCAGAAAGUGAGGUAAAGCAGCAGAAAACACAGAUGUUAUGUGAUGUGUUACUGGAUCAAAGAGUAUUACCUGGAGUUGGAAAUAUCAUAAAAAACGAAGCACUAUUUGACAGCGGUCUCCAUCCAGCUGCUAAAGUUUGCCAAUUGACAGAUGAGCAUAUACGUCACUUGGUGAAAAUGACACGUGGCUUUACCCUGCUUUUUUAUAAGUGCCGCAAGACUGGGUCUCCACUCUACAAACACUACAAAGUAUACAGGCGCCAAACCUGCGGUCAGUGCAAUGAGAAAAUCACUGUGUGUCGUUUAGGAGAGAAUAACAGGAUGACUUACUUCUGCUCUCGAUGUCAAAAGGCUGAUCCCCAGCUUGUCAACGUUAGCAAACUGCCAACUAGAAAUAGCCUAAUUGGCUGGGCAUGUGGCAGGGGGUCAUGUUCUAAUGAACACGUAGCUCAGAAAUGUGAAGAAGAGUGGACAUGUAUGCGCUGCACCCUAAUAAACAAGCCUUCUGCUGAAGCUUGUGAUGCCUGUUUGACUUCAAGGCCGGAAGUGAGUUCUUCACUGAAGACAGAGGAUGCUGAAGAUUCCACAGACUUUAAUGUAAACCUCAUUAAAUAUCCUUGUAAUGACUUCAGAAAACCAAGCAGAGAAAUAAAGAUCAACAGAAAAGCUGCAUUUGGAACUACAACUCUUGUCCUAACAGAUCUUGGUAAUAAAGCACUAUUGAAAGAUGACAUCCAACUAUCUGAUGGAUGCUCUGAGUAUGUUGCUCCAAAAGGCAAUCUAAGCCAGAAUCAAAAUAAUAUCUACCACUCAGGAAUAAGCAUAGACAAGUAUUGCUCAACAAAUGUAACUUCUGUGGCUUCAUCUUCUUGUCAGGAGCCUCUAUCUUUCAAGCCUGCAAAGAAGAAGCAGAAAACUCAUCACAUACCCUCUGUUCACCAAUAUAAUGUAACGAUUGGCAAACCUCAAGUUAAUUCAACAGAUGAUAUUCAUACACUGAGCACAGGCCCUCCUCAUUGCAGUAAACAUGGUCAUCUUUGCAAACUCAGAAUUGUGAGGAAGGAUGGAGAAAACAAGGGCAGAAUGUUUUAUAGCUGUCCUCUACCCACAGAAACUCGGUGCAAUUAUUUUCAAUGGGCUGACUUGAAUUUUCCAUUUUGUCACCAUGGCAAGCGAUGCGUUAUGAAGAUGGUGCUGAAGCUUGGUCCCAAUAAUGGAAAGAACUUUUUUGUGUGUCCAUUAAGAAAGGAAAAACAAUGUGGCUUUUUUCAGUGGGCAGAAAAUAAGCCAGUUACACAGUCUACUCCUUGAUGUUAUAGUUAUUUAAGACAUCCUGAGAAAUAGAUAAGUACAACUCUCAUUGGUCAUUUCUGUUUUGCUGUUACUUCUGUUUUUCCUUUUCACUGAUUGAUUAGUCAAAUUGCUCCCAUAACUAAGUAAGUAAAAACUACAGAUUACUCUGUCCCAAUUUUAAAGAGUCCUAUAACAUUAAUUACUGCUUGUAUGCUGCAUACUAACUUGCAAUAUAUUGUGACACACUAUUAUAUUUUCAGUCAAAUAAUUAAACUGCUUUCUAUUUUUCAUGUAAAUGUCACUGCACUGUCAGCACUGCAAAUUUUCAAGCUGAUAUGCAUUAUGGAAUGGAUAACUUAAUCUGAAUUUGUACUUGAAAUUGGUAGAGUCUUAUAAAUGUAAACAGGAACUUAAUGAAUAAAAUUUACUGCCUUCUUCAAUAUAGCUUCAUGCUUUAUUUCUUCAGAGCUUGAAAAGAAACAACAACAGACUGUACAUUUUAAAUUCUACUAUAGCUGAAUGACCUUGCUAGAUUUGGAAAACAGACACACACUGCCCCACAGUUAAUAACAUGACUCUGCAGUUUUCUUAAUUAUGUUAUAAAUCUGGAUCUUAAUAUUUGAUUUUGGUUGCUAUUUAAUCUUCUUCCCUAAUCCACAUUAAAUGUGUAAUAAAACCAUUCCACAUCAUUCCACUUUGGUGGUAAAACAGAACUGAAAACUUGUAAAUGGUUUACCACUCAAUAUUGCUUUUCUUUGAGCUUUUUUGGAUGGAAGGAGUGGCAGGGAAGAUGGUACUUGGAAUUAAAGAAAACUUAAUUUUCCUGAGAAAUCUGUGGAACUACAGUCCAGUUUAAAGCCUCAAUGCCAUGCUGUGAGUGAAACCAAUUAAUUUUUGUCUUUGCCUUCAACUUCAGAGGAGACUUUCUUCUUUCUCUUUUCAGUAGCCUAUGCCACAUUUCAAGACCUUUAAAUGUUUCCUUAUGUGAGGGUAAUCUUCCUUUAAAAAAAAAAAAAAUCAGGCUGUGGAAAGUAUAAUUUUUAUGUUGUUUGGUGGAUUCUUUCCAACUUAUAUACAUCUUUCAUGAAGCCUGUUACUUAAAGUGGGGUACUGAACCCUACCUGAGAACAAAACAAGCUACUUCACAUGGUUAAAACUUUUUAUAUAAAAGACACCAAUAAUACUUAUUGCUACGAUGGUACAUCACUGUUCUAAGCUAGUUUGUCUUAUACAUCUAAAUCUUUAGAACUGUCUUAAUUUACAAUUCAUUACUAUGAGAAGGUGAUUAUUUUUACAUGUGGUUGGGUGUCUUGCACAAGGAUAAAUCUUCAAUGGAUCAGCUAAACAUGAAAAAUACAACUACUUUUGAUCAUUUGCCUUUAACAAAUGCGAAGCUAGAACUUGAAUGACUUUUUCAGACUUUGACACUUCAAAGAUAACAGGCUGUCUCUUUUUAAAUCUUACCCAUGAGACAAGAAGUAAAUGAGUAUUUGUUUACAUAUAACAUACACUAGCUUUAAAGGAUUAACUGUUUUUAUUAGUUACUGCAGUUACUUUCUUUUGUAUUUCCUUAUUUCUAGAACAUGCUGCGUGUGAAAAUAAGUAAAUGCAUAAGCAAUAUGGAAAUUUAACCUGGACAGUGCAGGAGUAAUUUAUAAGGUGUAUUUACCAUUCUUUAAUGAAAUGUGUAUUCUGUCCUGCUUAAACUAAGGAAAUGUAUACAAGCUAAAAUGUUUUGUCCUGAUCAGUGGUUCAUCCAUUUAAAAAGUAAUUUCUCCUGAAGUCUGAAUACUUGAAAUGCAUAAGAAAUCAUCUAGAUGUUAUUAUUAAAACAAUGUUUUCUCUUUGAAUAAAAGUUGUUUUAUUUAAAAAAAUAUCUGAAACAUCUAAUUCCUGUUGUUUUUUGUUUGCCUAACUCCAGCUGUUAACAUGUGCUAAUCCAUGUUUAUUAUCUCAAAUAUAACAUAAUAGGCUAGCACAGGCUAUCCAGUUGAAGUAAUCAGAGCUGUCUGCAUAUAUGUAGCUUUAACAACUGUACAUCACAACAUGCAAAUGUAAAUGGCAAAGGGCAAGGACAGCUAUAGCUCAUCAAACCAGCACCUAGAGGAAUUUAAGAUGUUUGUACUCCAGUGAAGCAAGAGACUAAGUAAAAGACAGUUAAGUCUAGAUCACCACCUGUCUCUGCAUAACUCACUGCUUCUGCCAGUGCCUUUUUUCCCCUCCAGCCUGCUACUUUUCCUCCUCCUUAGGGAAAGAGAGCAUUAUACUACUUGUUUAACAAGCUGUGGCUGAUAUUUGAUAUUAAAAAAAAGUUUUUGAUAAAUAAAGUUACAAGAAAACUUAAAAUACAUCCUCCUCAAAAGAAAAGCAACCAAGGGUUCAAAGCAGUAGGUGGUUCUUGAAAGGAUCUCUUGUUCAGAAGUCCUGAUUUUGCCUUUUGUCCUAGUAUUUUACAAAUGAAGCUGUUGUGUUUUUGUUUUCACAAUUUAUCUAUUACAGUGCAAAUGAUGAAAUAAAUACAAAUACUUCAGAUUCUUACAUUGCUUACCUUUUUGGAUGUUGUGUUGCAUUGUGUAGCUGUGGGAGCUAAAAAGAACGAUGAUGUGAUAGUCAAAAGAGGAAACUGUCUAUCCCAAAAGUUUCCUGAUUUCAGUUUCUCAGGAAAUCUAUUGUAAGUAGUUUUAAAAUGUAGUCAUUUUCAAAGGCUUUGGGCUUUUGACAUAGAGUUGUUAGUUUAACCUCCUGUAUCUGUACAUAGCAAAGAAGCAAGCUGUGUUACAAGUUUCUCCAGGAAGCUGUCAGAACUGACAGACUCACGUAAGCUUCUUUGGCUUGAUACAUUUCAAACAAGAAGAUAAUUGCAGCUCUAUAGCUAGCUUUACUGGAAGAUUUUGUUCAUAAGUACUCUUACAAUUUUUGGAGAUUUUUUAGACAUCAGUAUUAUAACAUGUGACAGCGUGACUCACAAUGGAAGUUUGUAUUUAAUAUUUUUCUAGCUUUGUUUAUGACAAAGCUAUCCUCAUAGAGGAUCAAACUGAGGUCACAAGAUGUGAAGUAAAGACUAAACCCAGAAAACCCUAAUGCCAUACCUAUUUUCUGCUCUACAGCAGGCAAUUUAGUUACUAUCACAGUUUAAAUUUAAAGAGUACAUCUUUCACUUUCAAAGUAGUAUUUAUUUUCCAGUUGUCACAUAGAUCAGAAUCACACACUUUUCCUACAUUCAGCCCUUUGUGUCCUUAUUUAAACCACUUUUAUUAUCACCUAUUUGUUAAAGGCAUAUGUUUUUCUUAACCUAUAUAUGCACAACAACCAUUUGAUGGCAAUAUGAAUUCAGUAAAUAGACUGAGACGUGGAGUAAUGGUGUUACAUUACUAAUUCACUGAAUAAUAAAUUUACACCUAAAAUACAUACUCAAGUUCUGAGUCAUGACUAUGUCACAGCUGUAAAUACAGACCUUUACUAUUAUACAUAACUUUAUUUCUGCAUCCACCCAUCUGUGUAAAAUGUAGCCCUGGUUCUCACUUAUUUUUCUGAAAUGGAAAACAAUGAAAAGUGUUUUAGUUUGAUGGGAGAACAGAAUGUUCGAAGAAGUGAAGACACCAUCCUUUCAUCUACUAAAUAUGUGCAUGAAAUGUUCAUUACUUUCACAUGAAAUCAAAAGGUAUUGCAGAGUCUUUCACAGACUUCAUAGCAACUGCGGGUCCUCUUUCUCUCUAAACAAAAUCCCUUUGCUGGAAGAUUUAAGACUCUAUUCAACUCAUCCCUGUGUCCUUCUGCAAUUUUACUUGUUGUCAACUACACUUGUACAUGUGAUGAAAGCUCAAGUUAAACAUCUAGCAUAUUAAUAUCCUGCAAGUAUUUAUUUUUAUUCUUUUAAUUGACUAUGUCCAAUUUUCACUUAAAUAUUCAGAACAUACGUUCAAGAUCCACUUAGAAAAGGCUGGAAAUACACCCUAUUUUGCAGAGACCUCAGACUAAACAGUGUUCAGCCUCAGUUUAUGAAUGAAUAUAACCGCACACUUCACUGGAUUAAAAACUGGCCUAUGCAUACAUUUUGCUGACAAAUCUGUACUCGAGGCCAAUUUCAGCCAUCUGCAAAAAUACUCAAAGUGGGCCUUAGCAUAGCAGCUUGAACAUCACAUCUUCAGGUAAGAACUCAUUUGUACUCCAUUACUUUGUAGUUUAUGCACAGCAAAUAAAUAUUUUCAAAGAAAACUGCAUAUAAAUACUACACUGGACAGCAACUUGAGUAGGAGCUGAUCCCACUGCAGAGUCAGGCUGCAGAGCUUCACACCUUGUUUGAAACACAGAAUUGGGAUCCUAUGCAAGCGACCAGUAUCUACAGAACUUUAAGUACUUAUGGGGUAAAACAGAGAAGGUGGAAUUCAGGCAGGUUUAAAAAAAAAAAAAACAACAACACAAAACCCUGAAAUUGUAAUGUGCUUACACAAAAGGAGACAAAAACAAACAAACAAACAAAAAAAAAAAACAAACAGAGAGAAGUUAGAUCACUAAUUGUACACUCGAAACAUUAUUCAGAAAGUCCCAGCUCACAGCAGUGUGAUGCUCGUUCACAUGUAAUAAAUUAGGUACUGCUGCAAAUCAAAACAAAUAAUAUUUUUCUCUUUACUCACUGCUCCAGCUUUAGCUAGUGCCCAUUAAUUUCAAAUUCAAAGUCUCUUGAGCCACAGAUGAAUUAAUUUUAUUUUUGAUUUAAUACUAUAUCAACAAAUGAAGCACAUGAAAAAAUUCAAGCACUUGAACUUUGUUACUUAAAUCUCCAAAGGCCAGCUAAAGCCUAUUUUACAUACAACCACUCACCUAUAUCUAUCACAAAGUCUCUUCAAUGUAACACAGUAUGCAGGAUUGACAGUUCUGAUGGUAAUAAAUACUGAAAAAGGCCAUUCUUGAGACAGCACUAUUAAUCAAGCCACAUUCAGCUAUUUGGUCAAAAACACCAGUCAUUUUGUUAAUUGCGAGACUUCAAGUGACAAUCAGCUAGCAGGCUCUGCUGAUUGAGAUGUACCUUUUAAUGAUAGCUUAGGUGAUUACCUUCAAUUUCUAUUUAAAGAUUGCUUAGGCUGCUUGAUCAAAAUUACUGAUGAAAAACUUGUCACUGAGGUUGGCAUUGUUUCCUGGGAACGGAAAUGAUACUGGGCAGCAAAUAAACUCUACAGCUCAGUAUGCUGCUCUCAAGCUUCCACUCCUGUGGCAGCUCUAUAGCCUGAGCCACCAACCCACAGCAGAACUCAAGUCCAUUCAUCACUGGAGAGUGAUGUACAGAGCUCAUAACAGCUCUAGUUAUGAAAAGAGCAUGUUGGGAACCAUCUCUGAGAUUCCCAUACAUUCUCCAUCCCAUUUGUGAUUGUACAAAGGGAAAGGUUCCACCAGCAUGGCUAGUCAAUAGCAAUUUGAAAUGACGGAAUAUUUAUCUGGCAUUAGCACUUACAUUAUCACAACGACACACUACAUCAUUGUUAUAAAACUUUAUGCAAGAUUGAAUUUCUAUUCUCAACUCUGAAAGACUUGAUUUUUCAAAUUAAGUUAGAGUUGUAGAUCUAUUUUUGAAUGCAAUUGGAGAUACCUUAGCUCAGCUGAGCAAACAGGCACUUAUCUCAGGUCUAAACGUCUUCAUGAUUCAGUAACCAGACAGCCCUGUGAUAGACUCCUUCCCCACCCCCACCCCAAAGAGUUCAAAUAUACCAGUCAGCCAAAAACAGGGUAGUAUUUACACAAAGCAUAAAACACGGUGAUUUUCAAUUACAUAGUCAAGAAUUCACAGUACUCACAUUUUCACAAGAGCACUGUGAAACCUCAGUUGCUUUGAAAUAUGACAUUUCGAGUCAUAUAACCUCCUUAUGGGAAAGUCAAAUUCAUAUUUUAAUCAAGAGAAAGGCAUUAAAAAAAUAUCUGUUGCACAGAGGUUCUGCACUUACCCAUUUUGAAGAUGGAAAAUGUAUAUUAAAGAAUUAACAACUUAAAAGACUGAAGAGGAAGAUGUGACAGGACAGAACAGAAACAUGACAACAGCUUGUUGAUGAGAACUCUACCUGAAGUGGAAAUUCUUGAUAGAAACCCUGAUUUCUCACUUCUCUGAAUUUUACUGGGGAGAAAUGGCUAGGAUGGACUUGAGGGCUGAUCAUAAAGCCUGUUGAAAGACAGGCACCUUACUUCAGUGUGCAGAAAAGCUGUGAAGAAGUUACUUUUGCCUGAAAAUGUACUGUCACCAGCUGAAAAAACUUACUGCACUCCUCAGUUUCCUACUGCAUAUGCUUUUUUUCUUCCUGCAUUAUGCUUUGUGUAGGUAUUAGCAGCUGGGUGACAAACAAACAAAACAGCCUAUUUACCCAUACUCCAAGAAAGAGCUAAAAAAAUAAUUUAAAAAAAAAAAAGGUUUUCAGCCCGACAAGCAAGCUGAUGCAUUUUUUCGGACU